AGGCGUCAUGUGAAAAGGAGGGCACUCGGCUCUCUCGCUCGCUCUCCGGCCGGACCUUCCUCCGCUACGCCCUUUCGUCACCGCCGACUUGCUCGCUCGCUCGCUAUCCAAGCGGGGUUGCUGUUGGCGGUGUCCCUGUCGCUGAAACCUGCGUGCGGCUGAGCGGAGGAUGAGUGAGCAAGGGAAGGGCUCGGCAUCCGCUUCUGCUGCGGCCCCGCCGGCGGCUGCAGCAGCUGCAGCAGGCUCGGAUACUUACAAAGGUUGGCUUUUUAAAUGGACCAACUACCUGAAAGGGUACCAGCGGCGAUGGUUCGUCCUAAGCAAUGGCCUGCUGUCAUAUUACAGGACACAGGCGGAAAUGGCGCACACGUGUCGUGGGACAAUCAAUCUGGCCACCGCUCACAUCGACACAGAGGAUGCCUGCAAUAUUGUCCUGAGCAGCAGUGGCCGCACCUACCACCUGAAAGCUAGUACCGAGGUGGAGCGGCAGCGAUGGAUCACAGCCCUUGAGUUGGCUAAAGCUAAAGCCAUUCGCAUGAUGAAUGACCAGUCUGAUGACUCGGGAGACGAGGAGCCGGCAUCCCAAUCGGACCGCACUGAGAUUCAGGGAACUUUAAAGAUACUCGUCAGCAAGCUUGAUGACCUCAGCACAUGUAAUGACUUGAUUGCCAAGCACGGGGCUGCCUUGCAACGUUCUCUCAGUGAACUCGAGGGCCUGAAAGUUCCUGUGGAGGGAGGUGAGAAGAUCAAAGCAGUCAACGAGAGAGCCACCCUCUUCCGCAUCACUUCCAAUGCUAUGAUCAAUGCUUGUCGAGAUUUCCUGGACCUGGCUGAGACUCACAGUAGGAGGUGGCAGCGGGCACUGCAGUAUGAGCGAGAGCAGCGUACCCACCUGGAAGAGACCAUCGAGCAGCUAGCCAAGCAGCACAACAGUCUGGAGCGAGCGUGGAGAGCGGCACCGACACUUUCAUCCAGCGCACCCAGCGCCCCGGCCGACAAGAAGGGGAGUGAGAGGCCGCUCAAAGGAGAGGCCAGUGAUGAAGAUGAGGACACUGAAUACUUUGAUGCCAUGGAAGAUUCUCCUGCAUUUAUCACAGUGACUGCCACUGACAACACACAGCACAGGCGAUCUCAGAGUAGUUUGAGUGGAGCGAGCGGAGGCAAUUCCUACGAUUGGAACCAGGACGACCAUAUGUCUCCAAGCUAUAACGAUGUGUCAGGGAAAGAGCUGCAGCCGCGCAGACAAAGGCGGACUCGUGUCCCUGACAAGCCUAACUACUCCCUCAAUUUGUGGAGCAUCAUGAAGAACUGCAUUGGCAAGGAGCUCUCCAAAAUUCCCAUGCCCGUGAACUUCAAUGAGCCUCUGUCGAUGCUACAACGUCUCACUGAAGAUUUGGAGUAUCAUGAGCUCCUGGACAAGGCAGCGCGCUGUGACUCCUCGCUGGAGCAGAUGUGUUUGGUUGCCGCCUUCUCCGUGUCUUCUUACUCCACUACGAUACACCGGACAGCCAAACCUUUCAACCCGCUUCUGGGGGAGACCUAUGAGCUUGAUCGCCUCGAGGAGUUUGGCUACCGCUCACUGUGCGAGCAGGUGAGCCAUCACCCCCCUGCAGCUGCACAUCAUGUGAUUUCCCAACGAGGCUGGACCUUGUGGCAGGAAAUUACAAUUGCCAGCAAGUUCCGUGGAAAAUACCUCUCUAUCAUGCCUCUGGGGGCAAUUCAUCUGCAGUUCCACUCUAGCGGCAACCACUACGUGUGGAGAAAAGUCACGUCCACGGUGCACAACAUCAUUGUGGGCAAGCUGUGGAUUGACCAGUCAGGGGACAUUGAAAUCGUGAAUCACAGGACCAAAGAGACCUGUCAACUGAAAUUCUCUCCCUACAGUUAUUUCUCCAGGGAUGUUCCUCGGAAGGUAACAGGUGUGGUGGCUGACUGUGUUGGCCAAGCUCAUUACAUCCUGUCUGGUACGUGGGACGAGAAAAUUGAGAGUGCCAAGAUCAUUCAGAGCAGCCGGGGUGGGAGUGGAUCAGAAGGCAAGCAGAAGACCAUCUACCAGACCUUGCCCCCCAAACUUUUGUGGAAGAAGUAUUCUCCCCCAGAGAAUGCUGAGAACAUGUACUACUUCUCAGCGCUGGCGCUGACCCUGAACGAGCCAGAAGACGGAGUUGGUGUGACCGACAGUCGUCUGAGGCCAGACCAGAGGCUGAUGGAAGAUGGGCGAUGGGACGAAGCCAAUUCAGAGAAACAAAGGUUAGAAGAGAAACAAAGAGCCGUGAGGAGGAGGAGAGAAGCGGAGGCCUCUGAUGCUCUGGAUGAAGGAACGUAA
Hippocampus comes (tiger tail seahorse) is the source of this 2326-nucleotide messenger RNA. RefSeq names its product oxysterol binding protein 2b (gene osbp2b). Gene Ontology annotation, molecular function: cholesterol binding. NCBI's taxonomy places the organism in Eukaryota, Metazoa, Chordata, Actinopteri, Syngnathiformes, Syngnathidae. Bases 170 to 2326 code for a protein of 718 amino acids. The transcript has 14 exons. The record is from RefSeq and is a predicted model, not a curated record. Gene Ontology annotation, cellular component: plasma membrane; cytosol; perinuclear endoplasmic reticulum.